This is a messenger RNA of Jatropha curcas, 625 nucleotides long. RefSeq names its product NADH dehydrogenase [ubiquinone] 1 beta subcomplex subunit 3-B. Gene Ontology annotation, cellular component: mitochondrion; respiratory chain complex I. Gene Ontology annotation, biological process: mitochondrial respiratory chain complex I assembly; electron transport chain. The record is from RefSeq and is a predicted model, not a curated record. NCBI's taxonomy places the organism in Eukaryota, Viridiplantae, Streptophyta, Magnoliopsida, Malpighiales, Euphorbiaceae.
AGCCCAAACAAGAAAAGACCUCAAAAGAGGAACAGCAUAGCCAUUUCUCUGGUUCUGUGAGAAGCAAACACAGCUUGUGGAACGAGAAAGAGAACGAUUUGGACUGUUAGCAAAAAAUGGGGAAACCAUUGGGGACAACGGGAGAGUUCUUUAAGCGAAGGGACGAAUGGAGGAAGCAUCCGAUGCUCACCAAUCAGUUCCGCCACGCAACUCCUGGUCUUGGCAUCGCCAUUGUCGCCUUCGGCAUCUACCUUGUUGGAGAACAAGUCUACAAUAAGCUUUAUGCUCUUUCGCCUACCCACCACGCCUCUUCGUCUUCUCACUCUCACUGAUUUUUAUCCAUCAGUGUUAUUUUGCGCUUUUCAGAUGGACAACUGGUGGAAUGUUCAAGCUUGGACUCUCCAUUAUACUUGCCUUCAUAGUAACUUGGAUCAAUAAGUUCUCAUGUGAAAUUGAGACUUUUAACUCUUAUAGUUUCUUUGGUGUGUUUGGAUAUGGGACAUGCAUUUGAGAUGUUUUAUAAAAUGUUUUAGGUUGCUCUCUGGUCUGUUGGAACCCCUGAAAAUGCUACUUAAUGCUUUAGAUUUAUGUGGCCUGAUAAUAGUUGAUCCUUUUUUUUUUUUUU